UGCGAGCGAGAGCAUUUUGCCUGGUGCUUGCCACUUUUCUGGCAAUGAGGCCUGGACUUGCAUUGAAAAUUUUCAGUUUAUCCAGCAUUGGCACCAGAUAUUUUAAAGAUUCGCAAGCUGGGAUCAUCACUGAUCAUGGCAUUCAGGUGCCACGGCGUCCACCACCAGUUGACAUUGACUUAACCGCGAAUUCUCGCCAACUUCAUAAUGUGGAGUGGCACACAAAACACAAUAUUCCUCUUCCGCCGCAAUCUUCUAACAAAUCCAUCAACACAACAAAACCCACCAAUUGCAACUGCACAUGUGGUGUCAAACAAGAUGCUUUCAAGGUUGACGAUCCUGGUGAACCGCAAUUUCGUAUACUCGGAGGGAGGGAAGCCCAUUUGCACGAAUAUCCGUGGAUCGUCAGGAUGGCAGAGAAGGGUCGUACUUUCUGCGGUGGUGCAUUGAUAAGCGCCGAGUAUGUCCUGACUGCCGCCCACUGUUUGACCAAUCGAAGGAAAGAAAAUGUUCAGGUGGUGAUUGGUGACCACGAUCAAACAAUAAAUUCCGAAACAAUACACACGAUGAUGCGUCCCUUGUCUCAAAUUCAUGUUCACAAGCAAUACAAUGCGCAAACGCACGUAAACGACAUCGCUCUAUUAAAACUGAGGAAACCUGUGAAAUUCAACGAAGGAAUUCAACCAGCCUGUUUGCCUAGUUCUGCUACUUUGGAUCCUCCUGCAAGAAUGGGAGAAAUCGCUGGCUGGGGGAGAACAAUGGAGAAGGGAAUGGGUUCUGACAGAAUUUUGCGGGUGGAGGUGCCACUGUUGUCCCAGAAGGAGUGUCGGAUGAUGAUGAUAGGACCCGAAAAAAUCACUGACGAAAUGCUAUGUGCAGGCGCAAAAAACAAGGAUUCUUGCCAAGAUGAUAGCGGUGGCCCACUUAUUGUUCAGAACCCAAAGAAGGGAAAACACGAAGUUCACGGCAUUAUUUCUUGGGGCUAUGGCUGCGGACGCGAAGGUUUUCCUGGCAUUUACGCAAGAGUUUCUAAAUUCAUCGAUUGGCUUAAGAGUAAAAUGCCCAACGCCUGCCUUUGUACAUAAAUCAAUCACUCAAUAAAAUGUUUGCGCGCGGAUCUGCCAAUUUGUGCAUGACAAAAACACUCUAGUGUCCUACAUCACCGUCGUAGAGUGUAUGAGCAAAUAGCAAACCAGCGGCAAAGAAAGAGAAAUUCACACCGUAAUAAUUAUUGUCUGUUGAGUCGUGGCGUUCUUACCUUCUUUUUCUCAAAACUUUAUAUUAUUCCUCACACCUCAACUUCAUAAAAAAAAAAAAAAUAAAUAACAAUCAACCCUCAAAUGCAAAACACAAAAUAAUUCAAUUUUUCUAUAGUUGAUAUGGGCAAAAUAUAUUGAAUUUAAAAAACACGUAAAAAGGGAAAAGGAAAUUAUGGAAUA
Molecule: messenger RNA, 1439 nt
Organism: Neocloeon triangulifer
Lineage: Eukaryota; Metazoa; Arthropoda; Insecta; Ephemeroptera; Baetidae
Product: trypsin 5G1-like
Exons: 7
Coding region: 45-1085 (346 amino acids)
Biological process (GO): proteolysis
Molecular function (GO): serine-type endopeptidase activity
Source: RefSeq, a predicted model, not a curated record